This is a messenger RNA of Boleophthalmus pectinirostris (great blue-spotted mudskipper), 761 nucleotides long. Its product is annotated as THAP domain-containing protein 11-like. NCBI's taxonomy places the organism in Eukaryota, Metazoa, Chordata, Actinopteri, Gobiiformes, Gobiidae. The record is from RefSeq and is a predicted model, not a curated record. Gene Ontology annotation, molecular function: sequence-specific DNA binding. Bases 48 to 464 code for a protein of 138 amino acids. The transcript is spliced from 2 exons.
ACUCUCGCUUCCUUCCUCCUGGUGCCAUUUUGAGGACGGAAGUCGCGAUGCCGUCCGUGUGCUGCGCCGUCGGCUGCAAGAACAACAAGUCUCAGAAGAACGGGAUCAUCUUCUACAACAUCCCCAAAGACCCGGAGCGGCGCCGGAGAUGGAUCAGCGCCAUCGCCCGCGAAAACUGGAGCCCCAACGGCAACACGCGCCUCUGCAGCCAGCACUUUGUGUCAGGCAAGAAAAGUGAAAACCAGUACGACCCGGAUUACGUCCCGAGCCUGUUCCCCUGUCAGACUUCGGAGCAGCAGCAGAAAAUCGUCAACAGCUUCGAGCGAUUCCGGAGACAGUGGGCCAAACGGAAAAGGCCGGAAUAUACGGAAAAUGUAAACAAUAAUAUUGAGCAUAACUACUGCAAACCCCCACCAAAAACUGUAAGCAAGGGUGCCAUAACCAAAAUCUUCAUGCCAAAAUAAACAAAGUCAGUUUUUUCGUCGCUCUGGCUUCCUGUCACGUGACCUAAAGAAGCGUGGAUAACUUUGAUAUCAGCUUUUUACUGUUUUUGGUGAUUUAUUUCCGAUCAAAAUGACAAUGGAGGGGUGGUCGAUAUUGACAGAAGAGAUGUGAAGUUUUUUCUUUUCUUUUUUACAGAAGACAAUUUUCAAAUGCUGUUGGCAAUCUAACAAAAAUGUGCUAAAAUGUGCCUUUAAAUGUAGUUAGUAUAGAGGCUUUGCACCAUCACGUGUCCCCAUGGCAACGGUACCUACGCUGCC